AUGACCCCCCGCGUUAUUCGAGGGUUCACAGAAGAAUUUGAACGAAACCCAUAUGACGUUGAUAGAAUAGAAAGCUCGUUUAGUACAGAAACCAAUCCAAAACUGGUUCCUGUGAUUGGGGAUAAGUGGUCGAAUUACGCAGAUGAGAAGUUAGAUAUUGAAUUUUGCAAACGGGGGGAGAGAGAUAUUACUGCAUAUGCUCCUACCCAGCCAGGGCGCAUGUCACAAGAACUGUACGCCCUAUUCAAAAAUGACGAUGUUACGAAAGAAAAUAUAGCGAGGUUAUACCCUACGGACAGAUCUGGUGACGAGAGCAGGAAAAUGAUGUAUAUUACGCGACGGUAUUACAAGGAUGCGAACGGGAUGAUCCGGGAUGCCACCAUGAACAACAGAAUCGUUUAUGAUCCAAUCCAUACAUUUGACAUCAUCAUGUCGUGCCAUUUGAUGAACAAGCAUCUGGGGUCCGAGCGUGUCUAUAGGUGUUUGAGGGAAUUCUAUGCCAAUGGGGGGCCACUUCUUAUAAAAAGAACACUCGAAUACUGCUCGGUUUGUAAUCCAAGCCUAAAACUCACCCCCAAAGUACAACCUAAACCGUAUCUUUUCGAGAAGGCAUUACCGCUCGAACGAAUUACAAUAGAAAUCAUUGAACCCUUUCCCAAUGAAAAGGUCGAGGGCAAAUACAGCAAUAUGGUCGUGAUGAAGGAUUUUAUCGGUAGAUUUGAAUGGUUAGAACCCUUGAAGAAUACUAAAUUUAAAAAUAUCGUUCCCGUGGUAGCCAAGAUGAUUCUGAGUUUUCCUAGAGUGCCAAUCUGGGUCGAGUCCAACACCUUGGACUGGUCCGAUCUGUUUGACAUCUUUGAAAUGAUAGUGACGAAAUAUGGAAUAAAGAUUGGAUUGGGGUGUACUACCCGUAGUUCAGCAGCCCAGGCAACUGCCCGUAUAAACAGGGACUUGAAUGACCACCACGACGAGUGUCUUUUCGAUUUUAACAACUGUCUCAAGUACGGUCCUACGAAAUAUAAUCAGAUCAAGUACCUAGGGUUCCACAAAUCACCUUGUGAUAUAAUAUCGCAUUCAGAGACUCAAUUGAAGGCGAAAUUUAGAGCGAAGCGUGCAUUCAUCCUAAAGCAUUCUCCCUCCAGUUGCGUAAUGAAUCGAGGGAUGGGGACCCUGUAUCUCGAAAGUCCUAAUGGAAUCCAGGAGGACGCAGCAGCAUCUUCGGCGGAUGAGUUGUCCUCCGCAAAAGAUGCUGAGGACGAGGAGAGAGAUAACAGCACGCGGGAAGGUUCCGGCAAUGGGGAAGAAAGCGAUACAGAACCGGCAGUGGAUCAUUCGCGACGCUCCAAAAAGAAGAAGAUUGCCGGAGUGAAGGAAGAACCGCAACGUUCUUUCUCGCCGAUGAAGGAUUCACAGAGGACUCUUUUCGAGGAGGAUUCGGAACAAAACGACUCAAUGGAACUGCCAACUCCUUCGACGUCUCAUCAGAACUUGGCCAGAUCACUGCAGAGACGGAAGUUUGAAAUCAGUAAAAGUGACACCGCUGAUACAAGCGAACUGUAG
Messenger RNA from Huiozyma naganishii CBS 8797, 1560 nucleotides. It is a transcript of the gene FOB1, whose product is annotated as replication fork barrier binding protein FOB1. Bases 1 to 1560 code for a protein of 519 amino acids. The transcript has a single exon. The record is from RefSeq and is a predicted model, not a curated record. NCBI's taxonomy places the organism in Eukaryota, Fungi, Ascomycota, Saccharomycetes, Saccharomycetales, Saccharomycetaceae.